Arabidopsis lyrata subsp. lyrata is the source of this 977-nucleotide messenger RNA. Its product is annotated as ras-related protein RABF2b. The record is from RefSeq and is a predicted model, not a curated record. Lineage: Eukaryota; Viridiplantae; Streptophyta; Magnoliopsida; Brassicales; Brassicaceae. Gene Ontology annotation, molecular function: GTPase activity; GTP binding. The transcript is spliced from 7 exons. Bases 188 to 790 code for a protein of 200 amino acids.
UUGUUUUUUUUUUUUGCUAGAAAGAGAGCAAUAUUAUUAAUUCAGGAGGAGGAGGAGAUUGGUUGUUGUUGACGACGCGUUUCCGCUAUCUAAAUAUUUUGCCUAAUUGUCUCCGUCUUCUUUUGAUCUUCAAUCUCAGUUUUGAGCUGAAGAUUAUCGGCAUCCGAUUCUCUUCAGAUCCAUAAUCAUGGCUACAGCUGGAAACAAGAGCAUUAACGCCAAAUUGGUGUUACUUGGAGAUGUUGGAGCUGGAAAAUCAAGUCUUGUGUUACGUUUUGUCAAAGAUCAGUUUGUUGAAUUCCAGGAAUCAACGAUUGGUGCUGCUUUUUUCUCACAAACAUUAGCUGUCAACGAUGCAACUGUCAAGUUUGAGAUUUGGGAUACAGCGGGUCAGGAACGGUACCAUAGUUUGGCUCCAAUGUACUACAGGGGUGCUGCUGCUGCAAUCAUUGUCUUUGAUGUUACGAAUCAGGCCUCGUUUGAGAGGGCAAAGAAAUGGGUUCAGGAACUGCAGGCACAAGGUAACCCUAAUAUGGUCAUGGCCCUUGCUGGAAACAAAUCUGAUUUAUUAGAUGCAAGGAAGGUGACUGCAGAGGAGGCACAAACAUAUGCUCAAGAAAACGGUCUUUUCUUCAUGGAAACAUCAGCAAAAACCGCCACUAAUGUCAAAGAGAUAUUCUAUGAAAUCGCAAGAAGGCUACCGCGAGUACAGCCAACAGAAAACCCAACAGGAAUGGUUCUCCCAGACAGGGCCAUGGAUAGGGCAGUGAGCUCAUCUUGUUGUGCUUAGUUGUAUAUGUAAUGGACACACCUCUUAAAAAGAAAUCUUUUGGUCAGUGACUUUUGAAGUUAUGGACUUGUGUGUUUGCGUUUCUUUGCUUUGUUUUGCGUAUUUGAGAUUUGAUCUCCACUCUUUUGUAAAUAAAUCUAAUACUCUCUACUAGUAACUAAAUGCGUGAAAAGCAAGUUUCUAUAAA